Messenger RNA from Fusarium verticillioides 7600, 2628 nucleotides. RefSeq names its product nuclear transcription factor Y, alpha. The record is from RefSeq and is a predicted model, not a curated record. Lineage: Eukaryota; Fungi; Ascomycota; Sordariomycetes; Hypocreales; Nectriaceae. Gene Ontology annotation, biological process: regulation of transcription by RNA polymerase II. The coding region runs from base 695 to 1603 and encodes 302 amino acids. Gene Ontology annotation, molecular function: DNA-binding transcription factor activity, RNA polymerase II-specific; RNA polymerase II cis-regulatory region sequence-specific DNA binding. The transcript has a single exon. Gene Ontology annotation, cellular component: CCAAT-binding factor complex.
ACCAGGCAGCCAGGGUUAAAAAAGAGAAGAAGGUGCGCUCCUUGCGUCACAGUCUCUCUCCCAAUCAAAACCUGACGCGGCUGGAGACCCACAUUCGGAGCUGAUUCAUCCAGUCAAAGGAAGUCGUAAUAACAGACUGGAUCCCGCCCCUCAAAUCAUCUCGUCGCAUUUUCCCUCGUCCUCUCCUUCUUCACGGCCAAUCAAUCCUCCUGUUCUCGUCCACUCAACGAGCAAUCAGAAUCGCCUAAGGCCUCUCGAAACAUUUGAUUUGAUUGACCUGUGUCGCUACCUUUAUUCUCUGGCCAUUCACAAUUCACAAGCACUUCUUCCCUUGAUUGGAUCAUACACGCGCGCAAGCCCAGCAAUCGCUCCCGCCCGCGAACCACAGACAGACAGCCAGCCCAGUAAACGCUCUGUGCUCGCAAGCCCAGUCAAAUUCUGCUAUUCGCUCAGCGCCCGCCUUAUCACCCCAAAGGGCAACACAUAACACGGCAGAGCAUUAGUCGAAGAUCAGUUCUUACCAUCGCAUCUAUUCGCUCUGUCUUCUCUUGCAAAGAUCUUGUUGCAACGCCACUUGAUAACGCGUCAAGUACUGAACAAUUCUUCAUUGAUCUUUUACGCGGUUAACGAAUAGUAACGCGACGAGGACGUAUUUCCUCGACACUUAGUGAUCAGACUGGAUUCCUAGUGGAGAAUGGACUACAGUCAAUACCAGCAAGGCCAAAAUACACAUCCCGGUUACGCGAACUCUGCUACUGCUAAUAACAUCGCUUCACCAACGAAUACUAUUCCCCAGCACACGGUACAAUCCUCACCUGUCAUCGCUUCUCAACAGCAGCAAGCUCAACCACAAGGACACAACAUGUACGGACCACAAUACGGAGUGGCACAACAGGGCAUGCACUAUGCGAUGCCUGGUAUACAGGCCGCCGCGAUGGCAGCAACCGCCGCUGCUUCUGGCACGAACUAUGGCUAUAUGUCAUCAGAUCCCAAUAUUCCUCAAAGUUCGCCUCGGAUGGGUGCCAAUGCCAAAAAGGACGGACGACAAUCGCCUCGAAUGAACAGCAUGUCCCAAAUACCCGGCCGCCGAAUGAGCCAGGUUACGAGUCCCGGCGUCGCGACGGCGCCCAUGAUGAGCCAUGCCGGUACUCGACCAGGCGUUGCCCCAUCUCAGAUGCCCGCUCCCCAGAUGCAGCACCCACAAUCCCCGGAAAUGCCAGCCGCUAGCGGCGCAGAGGAGUCGCCACUUUAUGUGAAUGCUAAGCAAUUCCAUCGUAUCCUCAAGCGUCGUGUUGCUCGACAGAAACUUGAGGAACAGCUCCGACUGACGUCCAAAGGACGCAAGCCAUAUCUUCACGAGUCACGCCAUAAUCAUGCAAUGCGCAGACCUCGCGGCCCUGGUGGACGUUUCCUCACUGCCGAGGAGGUGGCAGCAAUGGAUCGCGAAGGUGAAAAGAGUGUCGAUGGCAAAGAUAAUUCUGCCGGGGAAAGCUCUGGUACUACAGGAACAAAGCGCAAGUCUGAAGCCGGCUCAGCCACCUCAAACAAGAAAGCUAAGACGGACACAGCAAGCCCAGGGGAUGAAGAUGAGGACGAUGGUUGAUAUUGCAAAUAAGCUAUAUCACCUUCUCUCUAAUUUUUCAGCCUACCAGCGGUUUACGACGUCACGAAAGCACGAUUGUUUCUUCUUUUCAUCGCCAUGCUGCCCGCAACGGCCUGAAUGGUUCCAUACAGAGCGAGCAUUUCUUUUUGAUCGGAUGAGGUAUCUACAGUUAUUGGCGGGUUGAUGAUAUCGGCACCUUCGUUUAUGUGUUGCAGCGGCUCAUACCGUUCAAACACCAUCCGGCACGGCGUCCUUUCUUGACGGGUUUUAUUUUAAUACAGCGCUUCACUGGCAACAGCAGAUCAUUCAGGGUUUGGACGGGUGUCACCUUAGGGAUAACAGAUGGACAGAAUGGAUGGACGAUUCGUUACGAUGGAUACCCCGCUUGAUUAUAUCGUUCGAUCUUUUCCCCUGCGUCUGCUGUCUCACUUCCUAGCGUUCUGUUGCAUACGCCAGCAUGGAACUGGUCCCGGGCAUACGUCGGUCUGGCUACCGAACGAUAAGCCACACUGUCACUGCGCUCACGAUUCAGAACUGAUCAUCUCAUAAAAGUGAGAUUAGACGACGAAUGGGAAAAUCGGAUUCAGAAAAGAAAAAAAAAGAAAGAAAACGUAAAGGGAACUCAGAUGGACAAGAUACCGUGUUACUUACUCACUUAUCAAGUGGCUUGGUCAACUUGACACCAUUGAAUGAGGUCCUCAAAGGGUUGUAUAGGUUUAGAGUCAGCGAUGAUGGUCCGGCGUUGGAUCUGAAGUAUAGGAGAAAUGUGUUUAAGGAUUAAAGCUUGUAAAUUGUUUGUUUUAAAUUUGAUGACUCAUAUGUCAAAAUUGCUGUCAUGAUAAUGUUCUCUCCCAAUGUUUUUGACCACCAUUCAUAAUCUCACAUUGCUGUCUACGUCACUGGUGAAUGGAGAGACUGACAUCAACGAACGUGUAUCAGAUCUCAGAGCACGAGGCUUAAACAAUUGAGCUUGUUUAGCAGAAAAAGCAUACAUUCGAAACUAAGUAUCAACAAUGGAACGGGGU